AUGGGUUCCUCUGAGGUUGCCCUCCUUGCCAAACUUGGGAUAAGGUCCUUCUCAUACGGGCUUGUGGUUCUCCCUGUCUGUGACAAUGGAUCCAUCUUCAACCAAGAAGUACUUAACCUCAUUGAGGAUGACCUUAUUGACAAGUUUACAGCUGAUGUUUUUAUGGUUGCUUUGCUGUCUUUGUCUCUCUCUUACCUAACUCUUGCAGUUGCGCUUCACAUAUUCAUCGAUGCCUAUAAGAAUGUCCUUGCUAUUGCUGUCGACACUGAAUACACCUUCAUACAAGUUGAAGGAGUAUCUCAAAGACUCAAGCAAAUUAAUUAUUAUUACUAUCGCCCCUGUUGCAUUGGCUGGUGUAGACGGUAA
Asparagus officinalis (garden asparagus) is the source of this 366-nucleotide messenger RNA. RefSeq names its product 60S acidic ribosomal protein P0-1-like. Gene Ontology annotation, cellular component: cytosolic large ribosomal subunit. Gene Ontology annotation, biological process: ribosomal large subunit assembly; cytoplasmic translation. NCBI's taxonomy places the organism in Eukaryota, Viridiplantae, Streptophyta, Magnoliopsida, Asparagales, Asparagaceae. The transcript has a single exon. The record is from RefSeq and is a predicted model, not a curated record. The coding region runs from base 1 to 366 and encodes 121 amino acids. Gene Ontology annotation, molecular function: large ribosomal subunit rRNA binding; structural constituent of ribosome.